CUCCCAGGCGGUGCCCGCCCAGGCCCGGCCCGCCGCGUUGUGCCUGCUCCGUGGCUGUCGCGCACGCUGCAGCUCCGUGGCUCGGGCUCCACUCGGACCUCCGCUAGGAGGACCCGUGUAUUCGUAUUUUUUUUUUUUUAAUCCAAAAUGGCAGCCUCCAGCCGCGCACAAGUGUUAGAUCUGUACCGGGCGAUGCUGAGAGAGAGCAAGCAUUUCAGCGCCUACAACUACAGAACAUAUGCUAUCAGGAGGAUACGAGAUGCCUUCAGAGAAAAUAAAAAUGUAAAGGAUCCUGUAGAAAUCCAAGCCCUAGUGAAUAAAGCCAAAAGAGACCUUGGAAUCAUUCGUCGACAGGUCCACAUUGGUCAACUGUAUUCGACAGACAAGCUGGUCAUUGAGAACCAAGAGAAGCCCAGGCCCUGAGGAGCCGACUCAGCCGCCAGCAGCAGCCGCGGACCAGUUUUAGCCUCCGUUCUGUGUUUGGCAUGGGGCUCCCAGCACCACCUGAACAUAGCCUCUCGCCCUAGCUGCCCCGUGGGAGCGGGUAAACUGAGUCACGUCUCCAGUAUGUUGCAGCCUCCAGGAGAAAGGAGGGCUGUCCCUCGUCAGUGCAGGUGUUGGGACGAGGAGCCAGAACUCAGGCACAGUGACACAGCGCGUUCCUCCGUCUCCCCUCCUCCCCACCCCUGCCCUGUCGCUCAUCAGCGUUGGUGUAGUUUGCAGACUUGGCUCCUUGCCCCUUGCCAAUAAAUAGGAUCGUCUGCUAUGCCUUUCACACCACAGAAA
Molecule: messenger RNA, 786 nt
Organism: Lepus europaeus (European hare)
Lineage: Eukaryota; Metazoa; Chordata; Mammalia; Lagomorpha; Leporidae
Gene: LYRM4
Product: LYR motif containing 4
Exons: 3
Coding region: 148-423 (91 amino acids)
Biological process (GO): iron-sulfur cluster assembly
Cellular component (GO): L-cysteine desulfurase complex; mitochondrion
Source: RefSeq, a predicted model, not a curated record